AUGACUACAACUAGAUUGUUUGUGGGUGGGUUAUCCCCAAUUACAGAGGAAGUUCAUUUGGUCAACUAUUUUUCAAAGUUUGGGCGUGUGUUGGAUGCGAAAGUGGUCGUUGAUGCGACCGGAAGAAAUAAGGGGGUUGGGUUCGUUACGAUUUAUGGUGGUGAUGCUUGCGGUAUCCUUUCCGAGUGCCAUAUAGUGGGAGGAAGAGUGGUUACGGUAACUUUGUACUAUCCAAACAUGAGAAAAACUACCCUCUUGACAAAUCUAGAUGACAGUAUCAAACUAGACAAGCUUUGGCCACAUUUCGGCUAUUACGGCCGAGUAGUUGCCAUAAACCAGCAUCCAGACCCCUUUAUGAGAUUACUUAAUACGAUCCAUUGCUAUGUGACAUUCGAAGAUGCGGAUGGGUUUCGCAAGGUUGUCAAACAACAUCACUUUUGGAUCUGUGGCAUACUACUAAAGGUCAGGCCAGCUUGUGAGACUAAUGGAGGGCAGACAAGUGGAUCAACAGCUCAACAACCUGACCCCCUCGAAUCGAGAAUGUUAACACAGUUAGGAUAUCCAUGGUGA
Molecule: messenger RNA, 570 nt
Organism: Erigeron canadensis
Lineage: Eukaryota; Viridiplantae; Streptophyta; Magnoliopsida; Asterales; Asteraceae
Product: heterogeneous nuclear ribonucleoprotein A/B-like
Exons: 2
Coding region: 1-570 (189 amino acids)
Molecular function (GO): RNA binding
Source: RefSeq, a predicted model, not a curated record